Messenger RNA from Myzus persicae (green peach aphid), 2046 nucleotides. RefSeq names its product pickpocket protein 28-like. Bases 107 to 1576 code for a protein of 489 amino acids. The transcript is spliced from 10 exons. Gene Ontology annotation, molecular function: ligand-gated sodium channel activity. The record is from RefSeq and is a predicted model, not a curated record. Gene Ontology annotation, biological process: sodium ion transmembrane transport. NCBI's taxonomy places the organism in Eukaryota, Metazoa, Arthropoda, Insecta, Hemiptera, Aphididae. Gene Ontology annotation, cellular component: membrane.
AAAAUGUAUGGGAAAUAAACACGAACCACGGUUUGACUUGAGUUUCGAUAUUUUUGUUUAAUACGUAUUUGGCGUUCAACUUGAUAACCACUUAACAUCCAAAAUAAUGGCAAAAAUCAAAAGCCAAUUUUCAUAUUUCACACGCAUUCAAAAAUAUGUAUUGAAACAUAUGAGCUUAAGGAAUAAUUUUUGGACAGAUGAUAAAUAUUCAUCGCUCUAUUGGAUAAGCGUAUUAAUCGGAUCAUUUGCUUUAUUAGUAUUUUUGUCGUACGACAUAGUCUUGAAAUGGUAUGAUUCUCCAGUGAACAGAUUUAAUAUUAAUGAACCACGGCACAUGUCUGAAAAUCCAUUUCCCGCAAUCACAAUUUGUCACAACGAUCCUAUUAGUUCAAACAUAAUGAAUUUAGCCUCCGUACUGAAAUGGGAGCGAAAAAACAAAACCGACGAAGAAUGGCAGACUCUGAACGUGGUAUAUGAUAUGUGUUCUUGGAAACAUAAUAUAUACAAGCUGGAAAAAAUAAAUCCGAAAAUUGUCUAUAAUGUACUAAAAGAAUUCUCAACUAAAUGCCAAGAUACUAUAAAGCAAAUUCGAUGGAAAGAUAAAAUCAUUGACAAUCCUUGCGAAAUCAUGCAGCCUAUAUUUUUAUUAAAUAAUUUAUGUUACAGUUUUAAUGCUCUACCAUAUCAUGAGAUGUAUAGACAAAUUCCAAACAAAUUAGAAGAUGUACUUCAGACAGGUAAGAAAUGGUCAAUUUUAACGAGUAACUGGAAUUCAGACGAUGGUUACAGUACUAAUAAUAAAAUAUCAAAUAAUAUACCAUGGAACAUGAAAUCGACAGCUUUUUGGAAUACUGUUGAGUUUAUAUUAGCACAAAAUGAUGCACAUUAUGGGUGUUCAAGUAAACAAGGAUUUACAGUUUAUUUUCAUAGUCCAUCAGACGUCCCAGAUUAUUCUCAUUCUUCUUUAAAACUUUCAAAAAGCAGUCAUAGCUUUGUUCAAAUAGUAACUCACUUGUCGUUGACCGACGAUGGUUUAAAAAGUUGGACACCUGAAGAACGAGGAUGUUAUUAUUUGAAUGAGAAGUGGCUUAGGCACAACUCAGUAUAUUCGUAUAUAAAUUGUUAUGUCGAAUGUCAGGUGAAUUAUACUGAGACUUUGUGUGGUUGCGCUCCGAUGUACAGAAUAAAUAGUUCUCUUCCCGUGUGUGGACCCAAAUCGAACGAAUGUCUAGCAAAUGCCGCAGUUCUUAUACAGAGAGCAUACCGUACAUGCAAAUGUUUGCCAUCCUGUACAGACAUUGAUUACGAGUUAUCUUAUUCUACAGUACCUAAAAACUUCAGCUAUAUAAAAGAAUCAUUAACAUUUUUGAACGACUCAACUGACAGCAAUAAUUUGGCCAGCAUUGAAGCAACAGUUAAUUUGGAACACACGUGGCCUUUGAGAAGGAACGCUAAAGAUACUAAUAUAGGCUACAUAGGUAAAAUUGCUGGACUGACGAAUUUGUGCCGUGGAGUGAGCCUGAUUUCAAUAUUGGAAACUUUGUAUUUCAUAUUUAUUAAUCCUUUUUUUCACUGAUAUAAAAAAUUUAUUCUCUAAUUUUUUGUUAUUUAAGUGGUAAACAUAAAAGAUUAAGAUAAACUUUUAAAAUAUUUAUAUGUUAUACGUUAUUCUUAUUAUAAUAAAUUGGUAAUUUAUACUAUAUUAUUCAUUUAUGUAUAAAAAUGUACAUACUGGAUGGUAUUAUAGGUGCAUAUCUCAAACGUUUUUUGUAGUAUAAAAUAUAUGAACUAUAACAGAAUUAUGGUUAUAGAGUAAAUAAUAAUUGUUGUAACAAACUACCGACGAAAAAAUUAAUUUCUGAGUUAUAAGUUAAGAGCAACAGAACUUUUUAAUAAUAUUCAAUUGUGUUUGUGAGAGUAUGUAAAUAAAUGAUUUAUCCUCCACAGUGUACAAUGGUUAGCUUUAGGGCCUAUCGACUAUCGUUAGUGAAGGCCCCUUUCAAACUUAUAAACAUAAACUCAAAUAUGAAUUGAACUAUAAUAGUA